This is a messenger RNA of Myiozetetes cayanensis, 2462 nucleotides long. It is a transcript of the gene TWF2, whose product is annotated as twinfilin actin binding protein 2. Gene Ontology annotation, cellular component: actin filament; myofibril; cytoplasm. Gene Ontology annotation, molecular function: actin monomer binding; actin filament binding. The transcript is spliced from 10 exons. The record is from RefSeq and is a predicted model, not a curated record. NCBI's taxonomy places the organism in Eukaryota, Metazoa, Chordata, Aves, Passeriformes, Tyrannidae. The coding region runs from base 114 to 1196 and encodes 360 amino acids. Gene Ontology annotation, biological process: actin filament depolymerization; barbed-end actin filament capping; regulation of lamellipodium assembly.
GGAGCGGAGCGGAGCGGCCCCGCGCUCCGGAACGGGCGGUGCUGCCUUGCCCAGCCGUUUCCUGCCCGGGACGCGGCGGAGCGGAGCCGAGCGGAGCGGAGCCGAGCGGAGCCAUGACUCACCAGACCGGCAUCCACGCCACCACAGAAUUAAGGGACUUUUUUGCCAAAGCCCGAAACGGUUCAGUUCGGCUCAUCAAGGUCAUCAUUGAGGAUGAACAGCUUGUGCUGGGAGCCCACAAAGAGCUGUCCCGGCGCUGGGACGCUGACUACGAUCCCUUCGUGCUGCCCCUGCUGGACGAGCAGCAGCCCUGCUAUGUGCUGUACCGCCUGGACAGCCAGAACGCCCAGGGAUACGAGUGGCUCUUCAUCUCCUGGUCCCCCGACAGCUCCCCGGUCCGGCUGAAGAUGCUCUACGCUGCCACCAGAGCCACGGUGAAGAAGGAGUUUGGAGGGGGGCACAUAAAGGACGAGAUGUUUGGCACAGUGAAGGAGGACGUGUCCCUGAGUGGUUACCAAAAGCACGUGUCCUCCAGCUCUGCCCCGGCCCCGCUGACGGCAGCCGAGCAGGAGCUGCAGCAGAUCCGCAUCAACGAGGAUUCCUGUUCCCAAGACUCGAGCACCGAGAUGGUGAAGACAGAGAUCAGUGUGGAGAGCAAGCACCAAACACUGCAGGGCCUGGCCUUCCCCCUGCAGCUGGAUGCCCAGCAAGCCAUCCAGGCACUCAAGCAGAAGAAAAUCAACUACAUCCAGCUGAAGCUGGAUCUGGAGCGGGAGACCAUCGACCUGGUGCACACGAGCCCCACAGAGAUCGCUGACCUGCCCAAGAGGAUCCCCCAGGACUCAGCUCGCUACCAUUUCUUCCUAUACAAGCAUUCACAUGAGGGAGACUACCUGGAGUCUGUCGUGUUUAUCUACUCCAUGCCCGGGUACAAGUGCAGCAUCAAGGAGCGCAUGCUCUACUCCAGCUGCAAGAGCCGGUUGCUGGACACCGUGGAGCAGGAAUUUUGCCUGGAGAUAGCCAAGAAGAUCGAGAUCGACGACGGAGCGGAGCUGACGGCGGAGUUCCUGUACGAGGAGGUGCACCCCAAGCAGCACGCCUUCAAGCAGGCCUUCGCCAAGCCCAAGGGGCCCGUGGGCAAGCGGGGACAGAAGCGGCUGAUCAAGGGGCCAGGCGAGAACGGCGAGGACAGUUAGAUCCCGCAGGGCCGGGCGCUGAACGGACAGCAUCCCCGCGGCGCUGCCCGCCUUCCUCUGCGCUGACCUGGGGAGCUUUCCCUCCAUCUCAGCCUUUCUUUUUUUUUUUUUUUUUCUCUUUCCCCUCCCUUUUUUUUUUUUUUCUCCUGUUUCAUUCCUUUUUUAAAGAUCAGGAUGGCUUGUUGCACCUGGGGGCAGAGCGAUGGGGCGGGUUCAGGGCUGUCGGUGUUUCCUUUCCCCGCGUCCUUGUGCGAGCCCCAGGGCUGCCGGGGGAGGAUGGGAGCAGCAGGGCCACGUCCCCAGCCUUGCUCCUGUCCCCUCUGGAGUCACAGCUGCUGCUCUCUGUGUCCCCUGGGGGACUGAAGGGCACGCUCACCUGAAAGCUGCUCUAUGCAAAGGGGAGGGGGUGGCGUUGGGGAUUCCUGUUUGAAGAGAGAAAAGGCUUCUUUCCCUGCUCCCCCAGCCCCCAGACUUUGCUCUCCUGUCCUGUUCUUCGUGUGCACAGCCCCCCUGUCCCAGGCCUGGAGUGAUCCUGCACCUCCUCGGGGUGUGGGCAGGACCCCUUCCUGUAGGGUGGGCUUUGCUUCCUGUGGGGUGGGAGUUUCUCCCUGCAGAGAGUCAGGCAGCGGGAGGUGGAGGUUCCCCACUGAGUCCCGAGCUCAGCCUGGACCUGGAGAAAGGUCACUCUGCCUUUGGGUGAUGUUUGUAUCUCCUUUUUGAACCACCCCAGUAAGGCUUAUCCCCUCAGAAGGAUCUGUUACAGCCCUGACUCAGCCCCAUCUCUGUUUAGGAUGGGAGCUGAGGGGCUCCUGAGCCCUGGUCCCCCCAUUCCCUGUUCCCCAGUCCCCACCGUUACCCCCCAGGUUUUCAGCUGGCUCUGGGCUGGGGCAGCCCUGUGUCUUAAUAAUCACAUGGGCUACCCCAAAUCCUUGUGUGGGGAAGCAUGACAGCCCCUGUGUGCCCCCUGCGGACGUCCCCAGCCACCAAGGGCUCCACGGGCCGAGCUUGGCACUGUGAUUUGGGCUGCACUGGGGGUCUGGGGGGAGAGCACCUUGCUGCUGGGUUCCAGUGAGGGCUUGAGAGCCGCCUUCCUCCGUGGGAGGAUGGAAAGGGGGUCGGUGAAACCUGCCCUCUGCUUUCCAGCUGUGGCGGUGAACGUGCCGAUGUUGCCUUGACCUCGGUGGAGUCAGGGGGCUGAAGCUGGGGGGAGCAGAGCACACUGUACUGAACGCUGUAUUUUCUAAAGAAUAAAGUAUUUUUAAAACA